GGGACCGUCACUCUCUCGGGAAGCAGCCUGAGCUUUUCCUCUUCACACACUCCAGGGAAUCCAGGGAGGGUUGAGCCGUUUCAGCGCCAUGGCCAAUCCUGGGAACAGAAGAGGGAUCUACCGCCCCUUGACCCUUAUCUGCUCCCUGCUCAUUGUGGGAAUGUGCUGUGUGUCUCCUUUCUUCUGCCAUAGCCAGACAGACCUGCUGGCUCUUAACCAAGCUGAUCCUCAGUGCUGGGAAUCUUCUUCAGUGCUCCUCCUGGAAAUGCGGAAGCCUCGAAUUUCUAACACUGUUUCAGGUUUCUGGGAUUUUAUGAUCUACCUGAAGUCAUCUGAGAACUUGAAGCAUGGGGCACUGUUUUGGGAUCUGGCCCAACUCUUCUGGGACAUCUAUGUGGACUGUGUCCUCUCCAGGAACCAUGGCUUAGGAAGGAGGCAAUUGACUGGGAAGGAAGAGAAGAUUUCAGCAGUGCAUCCACAGCACACAGGAAUAAAACAAGGUGCAUAUUCUCAGCAACUAAGAACACCUUUCGUAAAGAACAAAGAGUUGAUUAAAGGUUUGAUGGGCAUGCACUUGCACAGGAGUGGGUCUAAGUUCAUCGGAAAAGUCGCCAGUGGCCUGGAAAUAAAAAGAAAAUAAAUCUAACCUCCGAGCUAACUCACAUCUUGGAAUUAAAAACAAUCCACGCUUCUCUUGACUAUUGACCAUUUGUUUACUUGAAAUGGUGGGAAUGUCCAGAGAUAAAUCAUAAGCCACAUCCUCUCAGAGUACUACUUAAG
Molecule: messenger RNA, 780 nt
Organism: Leptonychotes weddellii (Weddell seal)
Lineage: Eukaryota; Metazoa; Chordata; Mammalia; Carnivora; Phocidae
Gene: FAM237A
Product: family with sequence similarity 237 member A
Source: RefSeq, a predicted model, not a curated record